UACACCACUGUCAAACUUCUCAACAUUUUCAUUUUCCACCUAAAAAUGAAAAACAUCCACCGUCACCGUCACCGUCACCGUCACCUCCGCCCAUCUCCGACCACCACCACAUCUCCGUCACACCCCACCACCGACACCCACCACUCCACCACCGACACCAACCUAAUCUCCACUCUCACCACCAUAAUCAAAACCAACCAAAAUUAUAACGAAACAUCAUCAUAUUUCAACAACAACAACCUUAAACCGCACCACAUAGAACAGGUACUUAUUAACACCUUAAAAUUUCCAAAAUCAUCUUUACGUUUUUUUAAUUUUUUAGGCUUACAUAAAAACUUUAAUCAUUCGACGAUGUCGUUUUGCAUUUUAAUACAUUCUUUAGCUCAGUCUAAUUACUUAUGGCCUGCAAUUUCCUUAAUCCAAACUUUAUUGUUUCGAACACCCGGGUCGAAAAAUGUCGAAAUUAUGUUUGAAUGUUAUUAUAAUUGUUAUAAAGAUUUGAACUUUAGUACUAGUUUAGGGUUUGAUUUGCUAGUUAAUGUGUUUAUUCAAAGUAAACGAAUCUUGGACUCGUUUACGGUUUUGUGUUUGAUGAAACAUAAGGGGUUGAGGGUCGAGAUUAGGACGAUUAGCGAUGUGUUUAACGGAUUGGUUAGGAUUCGUCGGUUUGAUUUGGUUUUGAGGUAUUUUGAUGAGAUGAGGGAAGAUGGUAUUGAGGGGAAUGUGUAUAUAUAUAGUACUGUGAUUCGGUGUUUGUGUGAGGUUAAGGAUUUUGAUAGGGCGAUGGAGAUGGGGAGACGGUUGGAAAAUGAAGGGAAUAUUGUUGUGUAUAAUGUGUUGAUUCACGGGCUAUGUAAAGGGCAACGGAUGGACGAGGCGAUGGAGGUGAAGGACGGGUUGCGGUUGAAGGGUUUGAAAGCGGAUGUUGUGACUUAUUGUAGUUUAGUUAUGGGGUUUAGUAAGUUGCGGCGGUUUGAGAGUGCUCGGGUUUUAGUUAGGGAAAUGGUAGAGGCGGGAUUUGUUCCAAGUGAGGCGGUUGUUUCGGGUAUGGUUGAUGGGUUGAGAAAAAACGGGGAUGUUAUUGGUGCGUAUCAUUUUUUGAAUGAUUUGGAGAGUGUUGGAGGGGUGCCGAGUUUGUUUGUUUAUAAUGCGUUGAUUAACGGGUUGUGUAGAGAGGGGCAUGUGCUUGAAGCGGAAAAGCUUUUUAGAAAUAUGGGUGUGAAAGGUUUAGCCCCGAAUGAUGUUAGUUACUCGAUUAUUAUCGAUUCGUUGUGCAAAAGAGGGAAUCUUGAUAGUGCACGUGCUCUUCUUGAAGAAAUGAAUAAUGCAGGUAUACGAAUGUCUGUUUAUCCGUAUAAUUCUUUAAUAUUUGGAGCUUGUAGGUUAGGAAAACUACAUAUUGCGGAAUCAUUUUUUGACGAUAUGGUUUGUCAAGGUUUAAAUCCGACUGUUGCGACAUAUACGUCUUUGAUAGACGGCUGUUGUAAACAAAAAGAUGUGCCCAAGGCGUUGAGGCUGUAUCAUGAGAUGACGAGAAAAGGGGUUUUUCCAAACACGUAUACAUUUACUGCACUGAUUUCUGGUCUCUGUCGUGCAAAAAGGAUGGAAGAAGCACGUGCUUUGUUUCAUGAAAUGGUGGAAAGAAAUAUCAUGCCAAAUGAGAUAACGUAUAAUGUGAUGAUUGAGGGGUAUUGUCAAGAAGGAAAUACGAUAAAGGCAUUUGAACUGUUUGAUGAUAUGGUGAACAGGGGUCUUAAACCAGAUACGUAUACCUUUAGAUCGUUAAUAAGUGGUCUUUGUUUGAUAAAUAAGGUUUCUGAAGCUAAAGAAUUCGUAAAUAGCCUUAAGAAGCAGCAUCACAAGCUAAAUGAAAUGUGUUAUAGUGCUCUCUUGCAAGGGUACUGCCAGAACGGAUGUCUCGAUGAUGCAAUUAAUGCUUGCAACGAGAUGGUGGAAAAUGGGAUCAAAAUGGACCUCGUUUCUUAUUCUGUGCUUAUAAAUGGAUCCGCUAAACAUGGUGAUGUAGCUAAGUUACUAUACUUUUUGAAAGAAAUGCAUGAUCGGGCAAUGAAGCCUGAUAAUGUUUUAUAUACUAGCUUAAUUGACGCUUUUGGCAAAGCAGGAGAUCUUCGAAAAGCGCUUGGGUAUUGGGUUAUAAUGAUUGGUGAAGGAUGCAACCCUAAUGUUGUGACAUACACCGUAAUUAUAGAUUGUUUAUGUAAAUUAGGAUAUGUUGAUGAUGCCGAAAUUUUAUUCAAGGAGAUGCUAGUUAAUGGCAUAAUUCCGAAUCAUGUUACAUAUGGGUGCUUCCUUGACUGCCUUACUAACGAAGGGCAUAUGCAAAAAGCAGUAGUCCUUCACAAUGUAAUGCUUGAAGGGUCUCUAGCAAAUACUGUUACGUACAAUAUAUUGAUCAGGGGUUUCUGUAAAGUAGGUAGACUUCAAGAAGCUACUGAGGCUUUGGUAGAGAUGUAUAAUAGUGGCAUAUUACCUGACCAUGUAAGUUACUCAACCAUUAUUUAUGAAUAUUGUAGAAUCGGUGAUAUACAAAAAGCAAUUAAACUAUGGGGCUCCAUGAUCGAUAAGGGUUUGAAACCAGAUAUAGUGGCAUAUAAUAUUAUAAUACGGGGUUGUUGUGUGGCUGGAGAAUUGACCAAAGCAAUUGAAUUCCGUGAUGACAUGAUAACAAGAGGGUUGAAGGCAGAUCAAACUAUACUACAGCUAUGAUGCCUAUUUUAGCCUUUGUUUUCAUGAAAUGAUCAAUCUUCACUUCUUCUGGUGGUCAUGUGUCACCAACGAGAGUUACUUAUCAUGCAACCAGUGGGUGCUUGUCAUGCUAGAUUAGCAUGGUUGAAGCUGGUGGGAAUCAAACCUGGGAUGUAUUUUGGAGAAUCCCAAGUGUUCACUGCUUGGCAUGGGCAGUCAUAACAUUCCUCGAUGCAUUUUUGAGGCUCUAACUCAUUUUAGAAGAAGAGAAUACAAACUUCGUUAAUCUUCUUUGACAUAAGUGUUCUGGGGGGCAAGUUGAGUUUAUCAAAUAACCAAAACUAUCAGACUUGUGAGGGGAAUUACAACUAAAAAGAGCUAGUUUCCUUGCCGAUUGCCUGGUUCAGGUUAGGGGGCAAAUGUGAUGGAAAAUUAAUAGUGAUAGUGGUUUUGUGAGAGUCCUGAUUUCCAGGCAUGUGUGUGAUUUAGGAGUACAAUAGAAUAGAAUGUCGUUCAGAAAAAAGAAGAAGAUGCUUAUGUUAUAGAAUCAGAAAGACUACAAUGGUGCAGAUUCGAAGCCUUAGCUGUAUGUCACUAUGUCUUGAAUGGUGCUAGUAGAUACUCGCUUCAAACUGCACUGACAGUUUCAUCUCAUCUGCUCCAAAUGCUGCACAAGUCUGUUUGAUUAUCGCAUAGUCUAAACAUGGAGAAGAAAUGACAUCAGGGAGACAGAGAUGACGCCACUUGGCCCUUCCGACGAUGUAUAACAGGGAAUAAAUCUGGAUCGUGCUUGUUUUCAAAAAUUUUGGAUCGACAGUGUGGUCUUGUGCCCCGUAUGGGAUAAAUGCUUUUAUAUUAGAAACUUAUUAGAUAACUUUUGUUUACGCAGUUCGCAAUAGGACACUAUUUUAAAGCGCCAUCUUUGACAUGCCAAUUUCUAUCAUUAUUAUGUAGUUAGUCUUCUGUUCGAACCCAUCUGUCACUCUUCUUAAAAUUUUGAUUAUUAAAUAGAAUUUGGUUGA
Erigeron canadensis is the source of this 3728-nucleotide messenger RNA. Its product is annotated as putative pentatricopeptide repeat-containing protein At5g59900. The coding region runs from base 46 to 2727 and encodes 893 amino acids. The transcript is spliced from 7 exons. Gene Ontology annotation, molecular function: protein binding. The record is from RefSeq and is a predicted model, not a curated record. NCBI's taxonomy places the organism in Eukaryota, Viridiplantae, Streptophyta, Magnoliopsida, Asterales, Asteraceae.